Molecule: messenger RNA, 1008 nt
Organism: Apaloderma vittatum (bar-tailed trogon)
Lineage: Eukaryota; Metazoa; Chordata; Aves; Trogoniformes; Trogonidae
Product: melatonin receptor type 1B
Exons: 1
Biological process (GO): G protein-coupled receptor signaling pathway
Cellular component (GO): membrane
Molecular function (GO): melatonin receptor activity
Source: RefSeq, a predicted model, not a curated record
GUAAUGCAUUUGUGGUGAGCCUAGCUCUGGCUGAUCUGGUGGUGGCCUUGUAUCCAUACCCACUUGUGCUCUUAGCUAUUUUCCACAAUGGAUGGACAAUGGGUGAAGUGCACUGUAAAGUGAGUGGCUUUGUGAUGGGACUAAGUGUAAUAGGCUCUAUUUUCAACAUCACUGCCAUUGCAAUAAACCGAUAUUGCUAUAUAUGUCAUAGUUUUGCCUAUGACAAAGUGUACAGCUGUUGGAACACGAUGCUAUAUGUCUCCUUAGUCUGGAUAUUAACAGUAAUUGCAACUGUGCCAAAUUUUUUUCUUGGCUCUUUAAAGUAUGAUCCACGCAUCUAUUCAUGCACCUUUGUUCAGACUGCAAGCUCCUACUAUACAAUAGCUGUUGUGUUAAUUCACUUCAUCGUCCCUAUUACCAUUGUGAGCUUCUGCUAUCUUCGAAUUUGGGUUUUAGUGCUUCAAGUUAGAAGACGAGUCAAGUCAGAAACAAAGACAAGACUGAAGCCAAGUGACUUCAGAAACUUUCUUACCAUGUUUGUGGUUUUUGUGAUUUUUGCCUUUUGCUGGGCACCUCUGAACUUCAUCGGACUGGCUGUAGCCAUCGAUCCCAUGGAAAUGGCACCAAAAGUUCCUGAAUGGUUAUUCAUUAUAAGCUACUUCAUGGCCUAUUUCAACAGCUGCCUUAAUGCAAUAAUAUAUGGUCUUCUUAACCAGAACUUUCGGAAUGAAUACAAGCGAAUAUUAAUGUCACUGUGGAUGCCAAGGCUUUUCUUCCAGGACACUUCCAAAGGUGGAACUGAUGGUCAGAAGAGCAAGCCUUCUCCUGCUUUAAACAACAAUGACCAAAUGAAAACUGAUACCUUGUAAAUAUGUAAUAGUCAAUGCAGAGUCUGUCAUGGAGAAACCCAAGAAUAUAGUUGUUACAUUUGGAUCAUUUUUGCUUUCUUCAGGGGUCUUUCCAUUUUGAUGGCACUUUGUGACUGAAUACUGUCUUCUUGACAAAGCA